GGUAUUAAAGCAGACAUGAUACAAAGGAUAAGGGAACACUCUACCAAGCCAGCAUCAAAACUAGGAGCUCCAGUUUGGUCAAAUGAUAUGGAUGAUGAACCUUAUAGUGUUACUGAUAAUGAUGAGAAUGUUAAUAACGAUAAAAGGGAUAACCAAGUAAUCGACUUGAAAAAUGGUGAUAGGGAUACUUCGAUUCGUACUCUAAGGGAACGAGCCCUGAGAACUAGAUGUAAUAACCUGGUGGAGCCUUCGACCAGUAAUCAGGACGCAGAUGAACCAGAUCAAAUACAAGAAACAAGCAGCCCUACUAACACACUUCCAAAAAGAACAAGCAAAUGA
Messenger RNA from Racocetra persica, 339 nucleotides. The record is from the annotation of a GenBank genome assembly. Lineage: Eukaryota; Fungi; Glomeromycota; Glomeromycetes; Diversisporales; Gigasporaceae.